Molecule: messenger RNA, 1798 nt
Organism: Cryptomeria japonica (Japanese cedar)
Lineage: Eukaryota; Viridiplantae; Streptophyta; Pinopsida; Cupressales; Cupressaceae
Product: ethylene-responsive transcription factor-like protein At4g13040
Exons: 7
Coding region: 444-1241 (265 amino acids)
Biological process (GO): regulation of DNA-templated transcription
Molecular function (GO): DNA binding; DNA-binding transcription factor activity
Source: RefSeq, a predicted model, not a curated record
AGUUAGACGGGCAGAUAUAGAUAGACAGCAGAAGAGGCAGAAAGAAGAGCACAUGAAGAAGAAGAUAUUAAAAAAGGUGGUAGAAGAAGAGAAGCACACAAGCAGGCAGGAAGAGGCAAGAGCUUUCACAUGAGAGGGGAUUUUGUUUUAUAUUUCCAGCUUCUUUUACAAGUCAUUUUUAUUGCCUAUUUGUUUGCUUCCUUCUCCUUUCUUGUCUCUCUCGCGCUUUCUUUCUCUGUUGGUGAACCCUCGCCACCCUACGCUGAGUGUCGGAAAGGCUGAAAAGGUCCUCUGCGGGUUUCGAUCCGGGGACUUGUGUGGAUUAAUGGAGCUGCCGCGGCUUUAUUUGGAUCGAGUUCCUCUAUGUUAGCGGUAUUUUCGGUGUCAGAGUUAGUCGGGGAGAGAAGAGGACGCGCAGGUGAAGGGAAAUUAACAAAUUAGCUAUGGUGAGCAUUCGGCGGCGCAAACUUUUGGGUUUAUCACCAGGGACAAAUGCAUACCUAGUGCAAGUUGUGAGGUUGAAUGAAAAUGGUGAAGUGGCAGAACAUUCCAAUGAGAAUCCUAAACCUCAUUCUGCAACUACACAGUCAAUGUUUUCAUUUGAUUUCAGUCGGCAGAAACAGGUUCUGGAGCCAAGCCUUGGAUCAUCAAAUGUAUCUGGAUGCAGCUCAUCAAAGGAACAUAAAUUACAAAGUUCAGGACAUGAAAUGAAACGGAGAAAACGUCAAAGGAGGAAGCAGUUUGAUAAUCAGGAGCCAUGUUUGAUGCGAGGUGUUUAUUUCAAAAACAUGAAAUGGCAAGCAGCAAUUAAGGUUGAAAAGAAACAAAUUCAUUUGGGAACAGUGGGAUCACAAGAAGAAGCAGCUCAUCUAUAUGACCGGGCAGCAUUCAUGUGCGGAAGGGAACCAAACUUUGAGCUUUCUGAAGAGGAGAAGCAGGAGCUGCGUAAAUUCAAUUGGGAGGAAUUCCUGGAACUAACACGCAAUGCAAUUACAAAUAAAAGAGGGUAUGGAGGUGGCGAAAAGCCUCCCAAAAAGGAUAGGACCCCAAAGAAAACUUGUGGGGGAGGCCCAAAACUUAAUCUUGGGGGAGAAAAGAGGAAAGGAGCUAAUGAAGAGGAACAGAGAAAGGAGAAGACACUGGAUCAGGCCAACCAAAGAGACAAAGAUAAGAAUACAAUGGAUGACAUUGAGCAAGAUGUUGACCCAAUGGAAGUCCAUGAUAUAGGGAAUCCUAGUUGAAAUAGGGCCUAAAACUCCCUUUCCUUUCGACUUGAAAAAUAUCGAUAGAUCGCCUCCUGUUAAAAGAACCCUCCUUUUAACUCCUGAUAUUAUGCAAAGUGCCUCUAAAGCCAUAGCCUCUCCCUCGUGGCUAAGUUUCAUUUUCAAACAAGAGGAAGAGGGAAUCCAUCAAGGAACAAGCCAGAGACUCUGUCUCCCAAUUCUUGCAGUCUUCCCCUACCCCCAAGAGUAAAAAGCUCAAAGCUACUGCACGCCCUGUUGAAGACGAAGACUCAGAUAACUUAUUUGUCGCCUUUGUUUCCCCAUUUUUAAAAAUCAGUUGUGUCUUUUCUUAGUUAUCUGGAAGUUUUGGUAGAAACAAAAUUGGUUCGGAAGUUAAGGAACUGUUUUUCAAGAAUUCAAUAACAGUUAUGUUUUUGAAAUCUUUAAAUAUGGAUGUAAUAGACUCUUCAAGGGAUUGCGAAUUUUGGUCCCCCUUGUCCUUUGAGGCAUGAGUGGGACACAAUCGAAAUUUUCGCUGAUCAUUUUGUAGUAGUUUGGAUAGUUAAUUUCUGAGU